Molecule: messenger RNA, 404 nt
Organism: Callorhinus ursinus (northern fur seal)
Lineage: Eukaryota; Metazoa; Chordata; Mammalia; Carnivora; Otariidae
Product: anthrax toxin receptor 1-like
Cellular component (GO): plasma membrane; cell surface
Molecular function (GO): transmembrane signaling receptor activity
Source: RefSeq, a predicted model, not a curated record
UGAAAUACGUGAGAGUCUUGCUAAACUCCAGAAUAUAGUGCCUUCUGGAGCCACAAACAUGCAGGAAGGAUUUAAAAAGGCAAAUGAGCAGAUUAAACAAGCAAACACUCGAGAAAAAAAGACUCCCAGCAUUAUUUUCGCUCUGACCGAUGGAACUCUGCUGCCACAGCCCUAUGGAAAGACCAAGUCGGAAGCUGAAAAGGCUCAGAAACUGGGGGCAAUUGUUUUCUGCAUUGGUGUAAAAGACUAUAUGAAAAACCAGCUGUUGGACAUUGCAGACAGCCCAGAUCACGUGUUUGGAGUGGACGAUGGAUUUAAGGGUCUACGAAACAUCAUAGGAAAACUCGUGGCUAAGUCUUGUAUGGAUAUUACAAAAGUGGAGCCUUCCUCUUUCUGUGCGGGAG